Molecule: messenger RNA, 1494 nt
Organism: Wallemia mellicola CBS 633.66
Lineage: Eukaryota; Fungi; Basidiomycota; Wallemiomycetes; Wallemiales; Wallemiaceae
Exons: 3
Coding region: 1-444 (147 amino acids)
Source: RefSeq, a predicted model, not a curated record
AUGAGCGAGAGUGAUAAAAUAAAGGAAUUAAAUAUACGGGAUUUACUCAAUUUAUCAAAUAGUCUAAAUAAAUCUAUAAAACAGCUUGAGCAUUCUAGACAGCAGCUCAUAUUCGACCAUCAUUAUGAGUUGAUCGUCUCAUCUGACAAGAUUAGUGGUAUGAAGCAGUCACUAGAAGAACUCACUCCAACGGCAGAGAAGCUCAAUGAACAGUUAUCGAAGAUCACAAAGGUGGAAGAUCUCACAAAACUCAAAAGGGUUGUACUAAUAGAACAGAUCGUUAGCCUACCAGAUAAAUUACAGCUGCUAGUCAAUGAUGGGAAGCUCGAUGCUGCAAUUUCACUUUAUAAUCAACAACGGAACAACAUAGAAAAGCUAAUAAAUGCGAAAAUAGAAGGCGUUUCAAGAAUAAAUAGCAAAUGCAUGUCAAUAAUCAAGGUCUAGGCCAACUUGUACCAUCAUCGUAGUUGUUGCUGAUAUUUAUACCCCUCUCUUUCAUAUCCUGUGCGUCUAAUGUCUCACCUUCCUCCUCACUGGCGUCAGAUUCGAUUGGUUCUUCGUCGUUUGUCUUCAUAUCCUUAAUUAAUCUGUUUAGACUAUCUUUUUUUCUCUCUUCACUCUUCUCUUGUCUCUCUUUACGGAGUCUCUCGAGUUCUGGUUUAUAAUCUUUGUAGUACUCCUCUCUGCACUCGUCGACAGCCUCGAAGAAUUCCUGCAUCCCAGCACCGGUCAUGGCACUAAUACCAACUGUCUUUAUAUUCGAGUAAAAUUCCUCCAAUACCAAACUCAUAGAGUUCAUCAAAGAGUUCAUAUAACUUGGUUCUUCAUUAAGAUUGCUAGAAUUAUAUGUCGACGUCGCAUUUCUGUUACUCAAUGCAGCUUGGAAAGACUCAAAGUCGGUCAUCCAUUCAGUAGCAAAGCUGUGAUCUUGAGCAUCUGUCUUGUUAAAGAUCAACAAAACUGGGAGGCGAGUUUUGUAUAAGAUAGAACAGGCGUAGAGCAUAUUAGACAUGAAAGUUGCUGGUGCCAUAGUGCGUGGUGUGUCAACAACAAAACCGAUAACGGUAGGUACUUCAGAUGCUAUCGCAUCUGUAAUAAUAGCACCUGAAGCACUCCAAGUGAAUAUUUCAAUUUGACCUGGUGUAUCAAUCAAUAUAUGAUCAACUUCACUCUUCCUUUUCUCAAUUAAACCCAAAACUUGAUCAAACUUUGUAGUGAAUAAGUUCAAACUGGUGAUAAUACCACCAUUUGGACCUAAAUUAUAUUGUUUCAUAACUUUAGAAUAAUCGACAGUAUCUCUUAUAUCAAUAUUAGCUGAAUAGUUCAAUUGUCUAACUGCUGGAUCUAAAUUUAUUACGUAAGGUGGCUUUUUCUGUGAGUGUAGGUAGCUGUUUAAGCGUUGCAAGACUGUAGACUUUCCACUACCAGCCAUGCCAAGUAAUAUGAUUGAUGUUGGCUGCUUCCCCUCAGAUUCCAUCUUGAUCGUUGUUCUUC